AUGGCGAGGAUAGUCCAAGACGCCUGUGCUGGUGUCGACUUGGCCCCUUCGGAUGAGGCAUUACUAUUCUCUGUGUGUUAUGCCGCCGUGGCUAGCAUGAAAGCGCACACCUGCCCUUCCAUACUUAGCACAGACCACGAUACAGCCAUCCAAGACUUCCAAAAAGCAGUGGGUCUGGGGCUUCGCCGAGCCAAUUUUAUCAGUUCCCAGAGCUUGUCUGCUCUUCAAGCAGCAGUUCUCUUCUUGCUAUGUUAUCGAGUCGGUGGUGAUACACGCCUUGUAUGGGCUGAGUCUGCGGUCGUGAUACGAGUUGCACAAGCACAAGGUGUCCACCGCGAUGGGCAGAAUUUUGCAUUACCACCCUUAGAAACAGAGCUGCGCCGUCGCUUAUGGUGGCAUAUCUGCCUGCUGGACAUGUUGUCUUCGGAAGAUCAAGGGGUCGAUACUCAGAUUAGAUCUGAAAUGUUUGACACGCAAUUCCCGAGCAAUGUCGACGAUGAUGAUAUUGCCUUGUAUAUGAAGGAUCAGCCACUACCGAAGACCGGUUUUACAAGCACCACUAUUUGCAUCAUGAAUUGCCAGGUCAUGACCGAAAUACUCUGGCCGCGUCAUGGUGGAUACUCGGAUAUGUCCACACACGCCCGUGAGAAUCUCAUCACAGCUCUAGGGAAGAGCCUUCAUGAACAGUAUAUCGAUCAUUUCAACCUGGACAUCCCAAUCCAUUGGGUGAUCGCAACUAUCGUGCGACUUCAACUCUCCAAGGCGUGGCUGGCGACUCAUUUCCAAUCCGAAGCAUCUGACGUGCAGACCUUCCGCCACGACGACCGUAUCUUCGAGACCGCCGUCGAGCUUGUGCAGUUCUCCUAUCUCCUGCAAACCAACGAAGGAACGUCGCAGUGGAGCUGGCUAUGUAAAAGCUACAAGGAAUGGCAUGUGGUCGCUUUUCUACUUUCAGAGCUGUGCUUGCAUCCACUCAGUCCCGAGACCGACCAUGCUUGGGAUGUUGUGACCAAAAUGUAUGGGCUGUGGCACCAGGAUAUGGCACAGACCGAUGCGAUGCUUCAGAAGCCCUUGGAUCGGCUCAUGGCACGCACGGCUUCAUCACGAGCUAGUAGACAAGGGCAAACCAGCCAGACACCAUUCAGUGACGAGGCAUUGUCCGAUAUGUCCGAUGUAUCUUUUGGAUUGGGUGGUAACCCCGAUUCCGAUUUACUGUUCUCUGGUCUGGACUGGCUUGUUGGGUCUUUAUUCUAG
This is a messenger RNA of Penicillium hordei, 1254 nucleotides long. RefSeq names its product fungal specific transcription factor domain-containing protein. Lineage: Eukaryota; Fungi; Ascomycota; Eurotiomycetes; Eurotiales; Aspergillaceae. The transcript has a single exon. The record is from RefSeq and is a predicted model, not a curated record. Gene Ontology annotation, molecular function: DNA binding; zinc ion binding. The coding region runs from base 1 to 1254 and encodes 417 amino acids. Gene Ontology annotation, biological process: DNA-templated transcription.